AUUCUUCCAAGAAAACUGGAAAAUAGAAUUCAAAUUCCAAAAAACUGUUGAAAAUUUAAACAGUAAUUAAGGAACAUCCAAUGCACAAAACGAAUCUGUCAGCACCGGCAAAAAAAAUGAAUCACAUGGGGAAAAUGAUGUUUUGUGAUAAAAGUGACAUACAUGUGUUGUGCAAGAAAAAGAAUCAUGAAAUGCAUUGGAAUGUGGAACAAAACAAUAGUCAGUGGAAAAUGGAAAUUUAUAUCAACUUUCAAAAAAAAUUUGCUUUUAAAAAUGCAAAUUGCGUACUUCCGGACAUUGAGCAUUUCUUCCAAGAAGGAGUUCAAAUAGAAAAUUAUGAAGCACUUCAAAUGAUCAAAAGAAUCUUAAAUUAUGUUAAGAGCAAGCUUAAUAAUUUAAAAAUUGAAGAAUGGGGCGAGCAUACAAAGCGCCGGAAUCCAGCACAGCAGAUUGUAUAUCAUCUGAAGAAUUCUAUUAAAGCUGAAUUUGUGACGCAGGCCUUUGCAAAGUUUUUUGAAUGCAUUAGCUCAUAUCCAAUGAUUGACGAGAAUCUGGGCGAUAAGUUCUUCUCCGUUCAUCUCUGUGAAGCUCCUGGAGCAUUUAUCACGUCACUCAAUCAUUACUUAAAGCUGCAUCAUCCUGAAACCAAAUUUGAGUGGAGGGCUACCACUUUAAAUCCUUAUUAUGAAGGAAAUUCUAUAAGCAAUACAAUACUUGAUGAUCGUCUAAUUCUUCAUACUCUCCCGAACUGGUUCUUUGGCGAUACACAUGAUGGAAACAUAAUUGAUGCUGACAAUAUAAGAUCUCUUGUCUCGUACUGUAAAUCAAUUGGAAAUGUCCAGCUAGUCACUUGUGAUGGGUCAAUUGAUUGCCUAGAUAAGCCAGAAAAUCAGGAGGAACAUGUAUCAAAGUUGCAUACUGCAGAGUUCAUAACUAGUCUUGCUCUCUUAGCUGAUAAUGGAACAAUGUUAAUUAAAAUAUUUACAUUUUUUGAACUGUCAACUGUCUCAAUGUUGUAUGUUCUUAAUUGUUGUUUUAAGUCUGUAAACUUGUUCAAACCUGCCACAUCUAAGGAAGGCAAUUCUGAAGUUUAUGUCAUAGCACUUAAUUUUAAAAAGAGUUGUCUGUCAGAUGCUCAUAUAGAUAGAAUGAUUGAUAAUUUUAAGGCUGAUGGAAGAUCAAUGUUACCAUUAAAUCAAAUCCCGCAGGAUUUUCUCACUCAAGUGACUAAUGCUGCUCGAUUUUUCAUGAAUCAACAAGUUUCUGUGAUUGAAAAUAAUAUCAGAACAUUUAAAAAGUACGAUAAACGUGAAUAUGAAAGGAUUAAGGCGAUAAAAUAUCAGAUGGUUGAGGAAUAUAUGACGCUUUAUCGCAUGAAACCAAUUGAGGAGCAUAAGAAGUUACUGCAUGGUGCUCAAUUGAAUACAGAUUUAAAUCUAAACGAGAGAGUUCAUCGUGGAUCACAUUCAGAAAGGAUUUCAUUCCAUUCAUUAGACAAAAGUGAUCAAUUAACAGUUCUUUAUGAUCGCCUUAAAGCUUUCUAUGAUAAUCUACCAAAUCAUGUCCUUUUAUUCAAUAAUAAUCCCAUUUCCUUCAAGUCAGCCGAAGAUCCAAAAAGUUUUAUCAAAAUUAUUCGUGGCAAGGCAAUCGAAAAGGUUGUCAGCAGUAAAUUCAUCAUUGUAUCAAUUUUCAAGUAUUUUAGUGAAUUAAGGUCAUUUUUAGAGGAACUGUCAGUGUAUGAAGGCACCUGUAAAAAUAAUUUCAUCAUUAAUGACAAUCAAAUAACUAUAGAAAUGGAAUAUUUCAAGCAAUCAGUCAAUUAUGAUGUAUAUGAAAAGGAUGUAGCAUUAACAAUUCUUAAACACGUGCUGGAACAUAAAUCUGAGGAACUAAUUGUUGAUGGACUUCCUCUUUUAACUCAAUUCAUUGUCGGUGUCAUUUUAUAUUUAGGAUUAUUCGUGUACGAUAAAGUUCACCUUAAUAGAUCUGCUAAUCAUGUCCGUUUAAUCACGUUGCGUGAGAACGGCAUUGAAAAUUUGAAAUAUGUCCUUGAUGUGAUCAAUAAGAACAAAUCAAAGGGAAUUAUUGGCAUUUGUGAUACAAAAAGUCUGUUCACAUGCAAUAACGAAUUCUACAAGUCCGUCAUUGACUAUAAUAAUCACAAUUGUAUUCGUUUAUGCUCAUUUUAUUUAAAUAAUAUUUCAAAUUAAAAACAUUUUAAUAAAAACUUUCAUCCAAAGCUUCAUCUGUUCUAUUUUCUAUUACUUUUAAUUUAAAAAAUAAGUAACAAAAAAGGUCCAUUAAUCGAGUGCCU
This is a messenger RNA of Chironomus riparius, 2314 nucleotides long. The record is from the annotation of a GenBank genome assembly. Lineage: Eukaryota; Metazoa; Arthropoda; Insecta; Diptera; Chironomidae.